GGUCUCCCCAAGAUCUGGAGCGAGGUAGUAGAGUAAAGUAAUGGCCGUAUGGUAUGUUGGAUGAUAGCUCACUAGCCAGCAUUAGGAUACCAUAUUACAUCGCAGAUUGGAGUGUCAGUGACUGUUGGCAGCUCCAUUACGUGAGCCUAUGGAUGUUUAACUUUGUCUGAAGUGUGGAAUAUGUGGGCUGAGGACGAAUACCACGGUGUGUUCUAGAUAUUAAGUGUUACGUUCAUUUGCAAAACGCAAGAUGGACGCUGCAGACAUAGAUCCUAAUUUUGAGCCUCAAACUAGGGCAAGAUCUAACACCUGGCCUCUGCGACCGAAUCGGGAGAUUCUUGAUGCCCAGAAUAGCCCCGUGUCAGAGGAUUCUUCCACUGAAAAUCACAAGGAGAAAGAUCCACUCGGAUUAAACACUAAAAAGAGUGGGUCAAGACGAAAUGCGUGGGGAAACUUAUCAUAUGCGGAUUUGAUAACGAAAGCUAUCCAAAGUUCACCUGAAAAGCGUUUGACUCUAUCUCAAAUAUACGACUGGAUGGUACAAAAUGUUCCUUAUUUCAAAGAUAAAGGCGACAGUACGAGCUCAGCUGGCUGGAAGAAUUCGAUUCGGCAUAACUUGUCCUUGCACAGUCGCUUCAUGCGUAUUCAGAAUGAAGGAACAGGCAAGAGUUCUUGGUGGGUUAUCAACCCAGAUGCCAAGCCAGGGAAGACUCCCAGACGGAGGGCAGGUAGCAUGGAAACCAAAAACUAUGAAAAGAAGCGUGGUCGUGUUAAGAAGAAAGUGGAAGCUCUAAGAGCUGCUUUAGAAGCUGGUGGCAGUCCAUCAUCAGCUUCAGAGGACUUUUUAGAUACAACCUUUGGCUUUGACUUUCGACCACGAGCUAGUUCUAAUGCUAGUAGCUGUGGCCGGCUCUCUCCCAUUCAGGCUGCUGUAGAACCAGAUUUACAUGAUAACCAGGUACCCCCAAUGUCUCCUAUACCAUGGGGACCUGAAGUGGAUUCAGGGAAUUUCUGUUAUAGUUCUGAUGGAUUUACAGAUCAGUUAGUGGACACUCUAGUGGACAGUAUGAAACUAGCAGAACCAAAUAACAUAGGUUUGACAGGUUCUGAAAGUUUAGAUUUGGUAGGGAAUGGGUUGCAAGAACAAUUCAUGCAGAAUGGUUCUAACAAUGAUUUGACUAUGUCUGAUUUCAAUCAAAAUUCAAAUUAUAGUCAAAAUGGAAGUUUCAGUGGUCAGUUUGGUAACCUCCCAGCCCCACCACCUUACCCUGAGUCAUUGCAACGCAACACUCAAUCCCCUGCCCAGCAGCCUGUGCCUCAAACAGUGAUGAGCAACCUGGAUGUAGCCAUCUCUAACAGUCGUUUCAACAACUUGGGUUUACGACAGAAUCUGUUCAGGCAGCAAGAUUUGUACCAGCAGGAUUCUGGCAUGAGCCAGGACUUGGCAGCCCAACUAAACACAACCAAUCAGCUGACCAUCAACACACAGCCUCAGAUGACAUCACCUUCUCGAUCUCCACAACAGGCCAGCCCAAUUGGAUAUGGGAAUGGGUUCAGUCCAAGUGUUUCCCCUCAGCCCCACCCAGGUCAACCGCGCCAGCUCUCCCCACAGCCGCAGCAGAUGUCUCCUCAGCAGGCUCCAGGAUCCCCAGCAUCUGGCUCAGCAACUGCCCAGCCCCGGACGGUGCUGCAACAGCAGCUCCAAACUUCCAAUGACUCCAUCCUGCGAGCAGCCCUCACACAGGGAGGGGCAGCCAUGAGUUACACCCUGCCCACCACGACUGCCAGUCACUCACAGUUCUCACAGAUGAACAUGCCUUACUCCCGUGCCCAAUUGAAUGGCCCAGUUUCAACCACAUGUAACAAUAUGGAGAGUCAAGACUCCAACAUGGAUGAGGUCCUCGCUACUCAGCUUGGCCAGCAGAUUAACAACCAGAGAAGCCAAACAAAUUUACAGUCGGGAAGCUUUCCAAACACAGGCUCUGGCAACAUGAACACUGGACCUGUGGAAGGAGAUGUACCUAUUGAUAUAGAUAUAGAAAACUUGAUAUUUGGAUUGGACUGUGAUCUUGAUCAGAUCAUUAAACAAGAGUUGUCUCUAGAAGGCAAAUUAGACUUUAACUUUGAUGGGAGUGCCAAUGUUCCUCCAGCCACAAAUAAGAAUACUGUUUGAUGAUACUCAUGGUGGCGUUAUAACAUCUUAGUGCUGUACUUAUGUGAUGUGAUGUAUUGUGAUGUGACAAUGUAUGAGGAACCAUGGCUAAUGUGAAACCAGUAUGGAUUCUGUGGCACAAGGAUGGUGAGGCAAUGGUAGCUAUAUAGGGCAGCAUGCCUGUUUGCUAGCAGGCAAGCAGAGACAUUUGGAGAUCAGGGAGGUUGUCGGUCAUGAGACUGAUAUUACAGGUGGAUACAUACAAGAAACCAACUUCUACUGCUACAAAUGUCAAAUCAACAUACAUUCAUAGAUUACAUGCACUAUGAAUGCACUUACGGUUGUAUGACAUGUAUAUUUAGUGCAUGUUUGGAUUACAUAUGAAACAAGUACACAAGGACUGUUCCCUUUGGGUGUCAAGAUACAGUAAUGUUGAGAAAUACAGGCCAUGACUUCUGUAUCAAGUGUUGUCAAGAGCCAGGCCUAAUGCAGUGUUUACCUCGUGUAAUAGCUGAAGGUGGCUAUUUUACAGGAUAUACUAUUUCCCUAUAAACUAGACAAUGUACAUACUUCUGCCAGUGACUAAGAACACCUUCAUUCAUGUGUCAACAGAAUUGGGAUGUGGCAUCCAGACGAUUCACACAUUUUUCAUAAUGAACUGAUCACCUUCAUAAUAUUGUGGUUGACAUCUAAUUUAUAUAUUUGAUGAAUUUCUUGUUUCAUUUGCCAGUAGUUUGUCUUAGAGAUGAGACAUUUAGUGGAUCUUGUUCAUCAUUGCUCCAGCCAACUUCCCUAUUCAGAAAUGAGAAUGUUCAUAGCAUCAUGUAGAUUCCCACUUUCAUUUGAAAUAUAUGUGAAUGUUCACUGUGUUGAAACAAGAACCUGUCUGUACACAGUCAGUUGAAGUAUGUGUUCAUUUGUAACCAAGAGUAAAAGACAUUUUGCAUGUAUUGCAAAGAUUCGAUACUUAAUUAUUAAGAUAGGAAGUCAGUUUUUGUAAUACAUCUUUUAAACAAAUUGGUUUGUUGUACAAGGCUGCCAAUCAAGCCAGUAUGAGAUAACUCAAUGGCAUGAAACUGCCAAAGGUAGUAAAAAUACAUUUCUGUUGAAAUUAGGCAUGUUAAAGAAUCACAAUUUGAAGUAGUAUUGAAACAGUUUGUGAUAUGGUUGAUGCUUGUUGAUAAUUUAUGAAAGUCUGCAUUCAGUGUAUACAUACUUUGUUACAUGUACAAAUUUUAAGCAACCAAGUGUUUGUUGCAUUGGUGUCUUAUAUAGUGCUGUCUGUCGAUGUCCUGAAUUAUAACAGGGAUGCCACUUGCUGGAUGGAAAAAUUGGAUGUGAUAGUAAACCUGUCUCUUAUGGAGGAACAUUCCUGCCUAUACAGACUUUUAUUGUUUAAAGUGUCAAUGGAUUUUUACUAAUAUUAUUGUGAAUCACAGAAGAGUCUAAGCUUUUGAAAGUUGUUAUGUUUUGAAAGCAGGGGAUUAUUUCUAAAUAUUUAGUGGAUGGGGUAAACUUUGACUGAGAUUCUUGUUAUAAUUUCUUUCCCAGAACGUUAAAAAAUUGGUUUCCAUUAUCAGUGUUUUCAAAGUUUUUUUCAUUUUUCAUUGAAUGUUUUGACUGAGCAUCAGUUCUGUUAUCUCAAAACCAUUUAUGAAGGUGACAAGCCAGGCUCAGAAAAUAGGGCCAUGUCAACAUGUGCAUGAAGGAAUGUUUCUCUAAUGUUACUAAGUUUAUAGCAUUUAGCAAUACAAGAGACUUGUGCCAAGAGAAAUAAUAUGACCUGGAGGAUUUUGUGUCGUUCAAAAGCGAUCAUAAUUACAAAUAUUCACUCAUAUAUGAUUGUUGUAAUAGUUGCCAAACAUUUAAUCAGAUGUAAUUUUGAAAGAAGGUUAAUUCCUUAGAAUUAAGGAUUUUAACCAUAAUACCUCAUUGUUGUCACUCAAAUGUGACAUCAACAAAGGUGCGCCCUUGGAAAUCAGUGUACCUUUUACUCAUUGCGCAUAAUGAAGUCAACUAGUAUAACAGGUGACAUUUCAAAUAGUUGAGCAUUAUUUGCCAGUUUUGUUGGAUCAGAGGGAAAAUGAAAUUAUCCGCAUUAUAAUAUAUUUUUGACAUUUGGAAGGAUCAAAUUGGAAGUUGCUUUUGCUGAAUUCAACAUUAUGACAUUUUGAUGCUCAAUUGAUUUAGUGUGCAGAGUUUUUACCUGCUUCCACGAUUACCUGUUGCAACUGAGGUCAGCUGUACCUGAAGCAAUUGACUUAACACUGGAUAUCUAACUGCAUAGGUGCUCUGAAGUUAGUAUUUCAAGUUCUGUUAGACAUGUUCGGUGGCUUUAGGGCCAUUCUUAUUUUUACCACAAAAUGAGCUUUCUUUAUCAUCUUGAAGACAGCAAAGUUACAGCUGGUACUUGGUGUCUCCAAAGAUAAUGUAGCUGUAGGACAAAGGGGUCACCUGCAGUGUCAGUCUGUCACUCUCUCAUGACACUGAUAUAUUGUCUAGGUCUGGUGCUCUUCCAGUAGUGAAUUAACAGUUAAUCAAGUAGGGGAAGGGGAAAGAUUUCUGAUGAGUGGACACAUCUGAUAAGUAUAGAUGAUGAGUCUACUAGGUUUGUAAGGACAUUCUUUCUUUGAUAUGUAUGUCCAAGCCAGUGUUAAGUUAAAUGCAGAUAGGUUCAGAUAUUUCUCAGGAAAAUUAUUGACUCUUCUCCUUUCUCUCUCAUUAAUGAAUACAAGAAAACGUUGUUUGUUGAUUUGUCUGUUGUAUAUCAGUGUAUAUAAGGUGUACAUUUUUAAAGUGAGUUGAUUUUCUGACUUCUUGUUCUUAACUCAUAGCUAUAAUUGUUUAAAUGGUGGAUCAGCUCCAUGACUGAGUAUCCCAACCUGUGAUGUUUGAGUGUUUGAAUGAGGUGUGAGUAUAUAUUUAUAUAGUUUUGUUAUUUAACCUGAGAGGAAUAGCCAGGCUUUUCUACCCUUAUCACACAUUCACUAGUUAAAUUUAUUAUUAGUUGUUAAUGAUUUGUCGUUUUUGUUUUGAUGUAGAAAAUGCAGUGCUAGGUCAUUUUGCCAUUCAAAAUGAGUAAGGUAAAUGAACAUAAUAUGGAAAGUGUCUUUUGUCUUUGUGUCUAUCAAUGGAAUGAAUGGUACGAGACUUCUUAAAGCCUUAUAUUGUUACGAUAUUAUACCAAGAUGGUCAGUAUUUGGUGAUAUUCCACAGCAAGUUUCCGAUUGUCCCACCCCAAUCACGCCAUCAGUGUCUGCGCAGUUGACUCACUAGUAUCCUCUCUACCACCUGACGGUCAAAGAAAGACAGCUUCUUGUUUAAGGUUAAAUUGAUAAAAACAUUUAAAAUAAACAUGUUUAUAAAUAAUUGCAUAAAUAGUAGGGUUAUUUGCAAAAAUGUUUUUGAUGUAUCAUUUCUAUACUGGACUUGUGCAUGAUCCAGAAUUCAGGACAGUUGAGAAUUAAUGUACAUGAGCUGUAUACUUAGCAUACCACUAUCCAUUGGUUAAACAGAAUUCACCAAAUCUAAUUGUAGUCAUGAAAUUAUAUUGUGAUAGAUGGAAGCACUAUCCCCUCCAUUAAUGAAGCAACAUGGUUUCCACAUUUUCCUCUUUAUACCAGAUUUUGUUUAAUAUCAUGACAAACACAGACACUGGGACUUGCAAGUUCUGAAUGCUCACAUUCUGAAACAUUAGUUAAGAACAUGAUUACUUGUUACAUUAGGACUGCAAUGAAAUAAAUGCAUUUCAUUAUUGUUGAAGACUUUAUUUCAUCAACUUAUCAAUAUGUUGCCCAGUAGUGUCUACUUUCAAUAUAGUGCUUCUCAAAUAUCACUAGUUUUACUGUAGUUGUAUUCCAUAUCUAUUGCAGUGGAUCUUAAUACAUUUUCUGGCUUCACAAAUUUAUUACAGCUUUUACACUGAAACUAUGGAAAGAAAUUUGGAUACUCCAGAAAUUUGGCUCAUCUGAGCCAAACUUUGGAAGCCAUAAACUUGCAUUUUCACCUUCUUCUCUUGUACUUCUUUCUUCUCCAUACUGCUUGACACAUCAAGAUAAAUCUUGGUGUUUGUAUUCCUGGCCACAGGGGAUUAGUGGGGGAUGUCUUUUUCAUUCAGGGUAUCAUAAUAUGAAACAGGCAUAGCUUUCCAGACUUGUGCAUACUGUCAUUGUGAUUUUUACAUAUCCAUUUCAGUAUGAAUUGACAAUUCAAUCCUGCUGUCAGUUGAUAGGCUGAAUUUCAAAUGGCUGUAAAUCUUUAAAAUAUUAACCAAAUUGGUAAAAUCUAUUUUACUGCUUAAGAGCUGAUGUCUAUUUGUAAUGAUAGCCAUUUUGGUUAUGAAAAUAUUCUGCUGAGGUCAUCCUUACCAGGAAGCUAGACAUCAAAUAGUUCACCAUUUGUCCGUAACAGUCAGUCACCCUGAUAAAGACUAAACACAAAAUUUUCCUAAAAUAUCAAUGUCUAUGCAUACACUUUACCAUUUGCAUACUUCCGAAUUGGGUCAGCAAUACUUCCGAUGAGCCAGUUGAGCUAUGUAGUCUUUGGGUUGCCUUCUCAUUAACAUGUAGUCGCAAGAAAGGUGUAACUUCAGUUUGGUGUGCACACUGCAUAGCAGUAUAGAAGCCAGUUCUUUUUAAAUAGAUGUGUCGACAAUAAAUACAUCACAGAGUGCAUAUUUAAUCAUAAAUGCACAGAAAAGUAGACAACACAAUAUCAGCAACAUUGUUCAGCUCAAUAAUGUAUUGCAAACCCUGACCAAUUUAUUUUCAGCCAAUCAAGUAACAGUAGUCAGUCAGUGGUCAUGACCUAAUAUUUGUUCAGCACAUGGAAGCGUAAAUGAAAAACAUACUGUUUGUUCAGUCAAUCAAGUGCCACCUGAUCAGUUGCUAUUUAUUUAUUUGAAAUUAGUUCUCAACAUCACAGAUGUCCAUUUUUUGAUGAUCCCAGUGUAAAUAAUAACAUUGUAGGGAUUCACAUACAAAUAAUAACCAAAAACUCAAGGUCCCAAGGAUGCCAAAAAUAUCUAACACUGCAAUUACAUUUUUUAGUUAUUUUUCUAACUCAUUUGUAAUGUCUUGGUCCUAUUACUACUGUAGAUGUCACUGUGUGUCCAUGACUGAUCAGCAUUGCUAGACCUAGUAAAUGUUUAUUUGGCAUUUGUGUGGGAGAUUCCCCCUCCAUCUGUUACAGUACCUGUGAUCUUGAAGUAAAAUUAUUAAGAUUGUGCCUUGUCUAUACAACUGCACACAAGUAAAAUAGCAUAAUCCUAUCUUACUGUACUAUCCGUUUCAAACUUACGACUUAACCAUAUUGUCCACAAACUGCAGAUAAGUAAAGAAUUCUGGUAGUGCCAUACACAAUAAUGGCAAGUGAUUUAAAUCAUUUCCUGUUGGCCAUUUGACAUUUUGUGAAAAUAUUUUCCUCUGUGAUGUCAAACCUUAGGUAUUGAAAAAAAGUUCUUUGUUGGGGGACAGGAUUGACACUUAUAAAACAGUAACAGGCAUUACCAUAUGCCCUUGUAAAAGGUUACUUUCUAUAGAAAAUGAAUUGAAAUUCUGUUGUUUCAUAUUGCUGUUAGAUUUCAUCUGUUUGGUCACUAUCUCAGGACAUGAUGACUGCCUUUAACAUAAAGCAUUUGAUCGUUAUAUUAUCGGUCAUUUGAGUAAUAGACAACUUAUUCUGUUUUUAAUCCAUUAAUGUGAUAGGUAAUCAAUACCUAGUGCCUUGUUCUUGAUUUAUCACAUAUGGUGUCACGUUGAAUUAGAAACUUUCAAGGCAGUGAUACCUUUAGCAAUUGUUUGAUGGUGUACAUGCUACAGGUCUGCUCUACAUGCAUGUUUCCCUAAACCAAAUUAUCUUUGUUUAAUUGAAAGGAAGUUACCAAAUUUCUGAUCAGUAGAAUAUUUGUUGAAGAAUAAAUUUACCUAAUUUACCAGUGAUAUCCGUCGACCUUUGUUGGUUUAGGGUAAACUGAUUCAUGCUGGAGCUGUCCUUUUGCAUUGUUUGGGUUGCAGUCAGUUUUCGAAUUGAUUGUAUCAGAACUAAAAAUAAUAUUUUCAUUGCUAUCAAAAUGGUAGCAUGUGUUUUAUCUUGGUGAUAUUUUAGAAUCAAGUUCAGAUUUUAAGUGUUCUGUUGAAAUCAUAGAGAGAUUGUUUUUAUUUUCUUUAUAUAUUGGGCAUUUGCUGAAGUCUUUUGAAAGAUGAUGCCCUUCCCAUGUCCUAACAUACAGUAUAUCAUAUGAAUAUAUAUAAAUAUAUUUUUGCGUACGAUGUACAUGAUAAUUUGUUCAGUUUGCAGAGUUUGAGGAAUGUUGUUCUGUGGGAUGUUCAUGUGAUUAAGUACGUUAUAGAACAGCUAUAGAUAUUCCUCAUGUAACUAAAUCAUAGGCAUGUUGAGAUUUGACUCGCUACACUCCUGUGAGGCACCAGCAGGAUGUGUAAUAUGUGUUGGUCUAAAAGACUCAAGAUUAUAUUGUACAAAGUGAGUUUAUGAUCAUGCUUACCGCAGUAGUGUCACAUUCAGAGCUCUGUUUUCUUGACAAUGCCAGCAUUGUUAGAACAGGGAUCUUAUUGCAUUCAUUAUGUUCAGUUUUAUUAUUCUAUCAUAACCUUUUUAGUUGAAAUGUUAUUAAUGUAACAUGUAAUUCUGACAUGUGUUUUAUUUGAUAUUGAAUCCCCAGUGCUAGUGUAGUGUACUGAGAACAGGUUAAUUAGGUCCAGUCCGGCUUACUCCCAUUGUCCUAGAGUCAGUCCAAGUGUAUUCGCAGAAAGGAAACAUAUCAACAUUGUGCUCGCUUGUUGUUUUAUUGUCACAUGCUCAAUAAACUCAUAAAAGGAA
Messenger RNA from Haliotis rubra (blacklip abalone), 8989 nucleotides. RefSeq names its product forkhead box protein O-like. The record is from RefSeq and is a predicted model, not a curated record. Gene Ontology annotation, cellular component: nucleus. NCBI's taxonomy places the organism in Eukaryota, Metazoa, Mollusca, Gastropoda, Lepetellida, Haliotidae. Gene Ontology annotation, biological process: regulation of transcription by RNA polymerase II. Gene Ontology annotation, molecular function: RNA polymerase II cis-regulatory region sequence-specific DNA binding; DNA-binding transcription factor activity, RNA polymerase II-specific.